Dictyostelium purpureum is the source of this 2670-nucleotide messenger RNA. RefSeq lists its product as uncharacterized. NCBI's taxonomy places the organism in Eukaryota, Evosea, Eumycetozoa, Dictyosteliales, Dictyosteliaceae. The transcript has a single exon. Bases 1 to 2670 code for a protein of 889 amino acids. The record is from RefSeq and is a predicted model, not a curated record.
AUGGAAACAUUUGAAAUAAUAUUUUGGAAAGUCUAUAGAAAUUUAUUUAUAAAUAAAAAGAUAUUUUAUCAUUUGUUAAAUGAUGAUAUUGAAUAUAAAAAUUAUGAACAAUAUCAUUUUUCAAAUAGAAUAUCAUUUAUAAAUAUUAAAUCAUUUAAAUGGAUGAUUGAUAAUAACAAAAUAGAGCUCCUCAAAGAUAAGAUUCAUACAAAUCAAGAAAUAGAUUUUGAGGGUAGUUACCAUAUAAUAUAUACAAGUUGGGAAAAAAAAAUAGAAGAGUAUAGAAUAAUAUUUAAAUCUUUGUUUGAUAGCAAUUCAAAAUAUAAAAAUCAAAAUAAAAUUGAUGAUUUAAUAAAAGCUGUGUUGUAUAUGGGUGAUGCAGAACUCCUCGAAAUUGUACUAAAUCAGAAUGGGCAAUUUGUAAACAAUGACCAUUUACACUUAGCUAUAUCAAAAUUUUCAAAUAGAGCCACCGAAAUUAUAUUAAAUGUGUUGGAAAAUCAAAAGAAAGAGAAAUUGAAUAUAGAAAAAUUUAAAAUCAUAUCUAAAGAUCUAGAGAAAUUUAAAUUGGUUUUAAAUACACCUUCAUUAUUAAACCAAUGCGACUUCAAUCAUAUAAAUAAAUAUUAUAAACAAUUGAAUUAUAUAGACCCAAAUUAUAUUGAAGUCUAUAACAAAUUAUUGGACAUGAAUUAUUAUAUAGGUGAUAGUUGUUUGGGUUAUUUGGCUAACAAAUUUCCAUUUAAUCGUGUAGAAGAGGUUUUGUUAUUUUUUAAAAUAUAUUACAAAUUUAGUUUUCAGUCAGAUAUACCUCAAGAGAUAGUUACAUCAAUAAAUGAAAUUUUAAAUGAUGACCAGGAGAAAGGAAAGGAAAAAAAAUUAUUCAAACUAUUGGUUCAGGUUUCUACAUCAAAAAAACUAUACAGCAUUUAUUAUUUUAAAUACUACGAGAUUAUCGAAGUAUUACCAAGCACUAUAUUCAUCAAUUUAAAAACAAAUAAUAUUUUAAAAACUAUCGAUAAACUAAUCGAAAAUGAUGAUAAAGAUGAAAUAAUAAAAUUUUUACAUUCAUUUUUUAAAGAAAUAAAAUGGUCUAAUUGGAACAAAAACUAUGUGUUGGCAAAUAAAAUAAUAUUUAUUAUUUAUACAGUAAUGAAUACUAAAGAGUGGUAUGAUAAAGCAAUGAGCCCAUUAUACAGUUUUAUUGGUGAUAAAUUAAAGAUACCUUUAGAGUGGUCGUGCCACUAUCAAGAAAUAAUGGGUCCAUGUAAUAGUGUUAUUAUAAUCAAAGAUGGUGAUAUAAUAAACACAGUUUCAAAAAUCUCCAGAUCAGUACAUAGGUUUAAUAAUUUAGCAAAAUUUUAUAUUGAAAAAAAAAAAAAAAAAUUAAUAAUUUUUCAAAAUAACCAAUUGGAAACUUAUGCAAUGUUAAAAAUAGACUCAUGCUAUAAAACUUGUCCAAAUAAAAUCGAACCGAUCAAAUGGUCUCAAAUCUUAAAUAACCCUUUAUCAUCAGUUUUAAGCCAAUUAAAAUGGGAUGAGGCCAUUAUUGACGAAGAAUUCCAAAAUGAAAAUAAUGAAAACACAUAUGAUUUAAUAUAUGGUUUUUUGAAAAAAUAUAGUAUGCAAGAUAAUCAAUUACGAUUCGAAUUCCAUUCUGUUUUAAUUAAACAUUUUGCAAGACAAUUGGAAAAGAAAUAUAAGCAAGGUACAAAUAAAAUAAUAGAUAAUAUAAUAAUAUCAAUUUCAAACACAAAGAUUAGAGAGGUCUUACAGCUAUUAGUUCAUUCUAUUAUAGAGUUUGAUCUAUAUACGACAAAAAUUAUAUUAAACUCUAUAGAUUUAAACGAACAAUUCUUAGAAAAGAUUAAUGAUCUUUGGAAGUGUGGGAACAUAGGUCUCUAUUCAAAAAAUAAUAAAAUUAAAAAAUUCUUCAAGUUUAAAAUUUUUAAAAAACACAAAGAAAUCAACACAAUUUAUCAUAUUGAUCAUAAAUUAGCAACAGAUUAUAUUAUAUUUUGGGUCAAUAGGGUUUCAAAUUCAAGUAUGCCAGUUUUUACAAAUAUAUUAAACUACCUUUAUAAAAGGUAUAUACAAAUCUAUGGUAUAACUCUGUAUGAAAUAAAAAGAGUAAAGCAGCUUAUCGAUCGUUCAAAUAUUAUAUUAGAACAUUCGGUUUAUCAUUCAUUUUACUAUAUUUUAGCAAAAUCCCAUCAAAUGAUAAAAUACAUUGUAGAUACAAUUAUGACAAUUGGGUUUCAUAAUGAUUUGGGUGGAAAAUGUUUGUGUCAUAGAAAAGGAACAAAAAAACCUAUCGAAAGUUUUGUUAAAGAUUUUAUUGAUCAAGAUGUUUUCACUAUAGAUUAUUUAACUGGUCCAGAUUUCAAUAGUGGUGAUUGUGUUGAAUUAUUAUUGCUUUAUUUUAACAAUAAGGCAAAGGAAAUUCUUGGUUAUAAUUAUAAAGAAGUCUUUCUUUUAAAUUAUUAUAUAAUUAUAGAUAGGUUUGAUUUACUUUUUAAUUUUUUAGGAUCGAACGCAGCAAACAAGUUUAGUUUUGAAAGUGUUCGUAAUAAAAUAAAAUUAAAAGUAAAAUUAAAUCCUAAUAAUGUAAAAUAUAUAAAUGCUCUAAAAGGUUUUGAAAAUAUGGAGUCCUCUUUUAAAUUUAAAUAA